Aspergillus alliaceus is the source of this 3817-nucleotide messenger RNA. RefSeq names its product condensin subunit SMC2. Gene Ontology annotation, molecular function: ATP hydrolysis activity; protein binding; ATP binding. Gene Ontology annotation, cellular component: chromosome. Bases 81 to 3620 code for a protein of 1179 amino acids. The record is from RefSeq and is a predicted model, not a curated record. NCBI's taxonomy places the organism in Eukaryota, Fungi, Ascomycota, Eurotiomycetes, Eurotiales, Aspergillaceae. Gene Ontology annotation, biological process: chromosome organization. The transcript is spliced from 6 exons.
CGAUUGUGCGCCAUCAAUCCCCAGCUCCUUUCCAUGCACUUGGUUCUCCAAUUGAUGGAGCUGUAUCCGGAGUCGCAAUCAUGAGGAUUACCGAGAUCGUUAUUGACGGUUUCAAAUCUUACGCAGUGCGUACGGUGAUAUCAGGAUGGGAUGAAACCUUCAACUCUAUCACAGGCCUUAAUGGCAGUGGUAAAUCCAACAUCCUUGACGCUAUCUGCUUUGUCCUCGGUAUCACGAACAUGUCCACCGUCCGCGCGCAGAACCUGCAGGAUCUCAUCUAUAAGCGUGGUCAGGCCGGUGUCACCAAAGCCAGCGUGACCAUCGUUUUCGAUAAUAGGGACACCGACAAAUCGCCGAUCGGGUUUGAGGAAUAUGCCAAUAUUUCCGUGACUAGGCAGAUUGUCCUAGGUGGCACGAGCAAGUAUUUAAUUAACGGUCAUCGCGCGCAGCAGCAGACCGUGCAAAAUCUGUUCCAGAGCGUGCAGUUGAAUAUCAAUAAUCCGAAUUUCUUAAUUAUGCAGGGACGGAUUACGAAGGUGCUGAAUAUGAAGGCGGUUGAGAUUCUGUCCAUGAUUGAGGAGGCGGCUGGUACGCGGAUGUUCGAGGAUAGGAGAGAAAAGGCGGGUAAAACAAUGAGCAAGAAGGAGUUGAAACUGCGCGAAAUCGAAGGUCUGCUUAAGGAGGAAAUUGAGCCGAAACUUGAGAAGCUCAGGUCUGAGAAGCGAGCUUUCCUUGAUUUUCAACAGACUCAGAAUGAUCUGGAGCGUUUGACUCGCUUGGUUGUUGCCCACGACUACCUUCGAGGCAACGAGCGGUUACGGGUUGCGGGUGAGGAAUGUGACAAGAAGAGACAUAAGGUGCAGACAAUCGAAGACAAUGCGGUCAAACUGAAGAGUGAGAUCGCUCACUUGGAAGAAGACGUCAGGCGGGUGAGAGCCGCGCGUGACAAGGAACUGCGCAAAGGUGGCAAGUUUCAGGCGCUGGAGGAUGAGGUUAAGUCUCACUCUCAUGAGCUUGUGCGGUUGACGACAGUAUUCGAUUUGAAGAACGCUAGCAUUGCGGAGGAGAAAGAGAAACACCAGGAAGCUCAAAAAACCGUCAAAGACCUAGAGAAGCUCCUCAAAGAGAAGAAGAAAGUUUACGAUAAACUACAGGCCGAGUACGAUGCUGCAAAGGCAGAACUCGACACCCAAACAGCGGAAGUCGAGCAGAAGGAAGAGCUGCUCCAGACAUUGCAGACAGGUGUUGCAUCAAAAGAUGGUCAAGAAAGUGGUUAUCAGGGUCAGCUACAGGACGCACGUAAUCGUGCCAGUGGCGCAGCCACGGAACAAGAGCAAGCGAAGCUCAAGAUUGCACACCUGGAAAAGCGGAUAAAGGAAGAGGAGCCCCGCGCGAAAAAAGCAAAGGAGCAGAAUUCAGGCCUGCUGAAGGAACUUGAGGGUCUCAAGGCCCAGGCAAAGAAAUUGGACUCGGAGCUCUCGAGACUUGGCUUCGAACCGGGACGAGAAGAGCAACUCUAUCAGGAACAAACGACCCUACAGAAAGAGAUCCGUGAGCUGCGCCAGAGAGCAGAUGGACUUCAGAGGAAGGUUGCGAACAUCGACUUCCAAUACGCCGAUCCUCAUCCGAAUUUCGAUCGGUCGAAGGUCAAGGGUUUAGUGGCUCAGCUCUUUACGCUGAAUAAGGAAAACCUCCAAGCUGCUACGGCCCUUGAAAUCUGUGCCGGUGGUCGCUUAUACAACGUUGUUGUCGACAGCGCAGAGACCGGAACCCAGUUGCUCCAGAAAGGAAAACUGCGCAAGCGUGUGACAAUUAUUCCUUUGAACAAGAUCUCGGCGUUCAGGGCUUCAGCCGAGAAGAUUGGGGCGGCCCAGAACAUCGCUCCUGGAAAGGUGGACCUUGCCUUGUCACUCGUCGGAUACGAUGAGGAAGUUACAUCGGCUAUGAACUACGUCUUCGGCAAUACUUUGAUCUGUAAUGACGCGGACACGGCAAAGAAGGUGACUUUCGACCCCUCUGUUCGGAUUAAGAGUGUCACACUUGAUGGCGAUGUUUAUGACCCUUCAGGAACUCUGUCUGGUGGUAGCUCGCCGAACUCGAGCGGCGUCCUCGUUACCUUACAAAAGCUGAAUGAGGUGAUAAGGGAAAUCCGAAGCAAAGAGCGGCUCCUUGCUACCCUAGAAGACACCAUGAGAAAGGAAAAGAAGAAGCUUGAUUCGGUCCGUGCGAUCAAACAGGAGCUAGACCUCAAGACCCACGAGAUCAAGCUCACGGAAGAACAAAUCAGCAGCAACUCUUCUUCAUCGAUUAUUCAUGCUGUCGAGGAAAUGAAAGCGAAUAUUGAACAACUUAAGAAAGAUAUUUCCGACGCAAAAGCUCGUCAGACGGAAGCAUCCAAGGAUAUCAAGCGAAUCGAGAAGGAUAUGAGUGAAUUUAACGACAAUAAAGACAGCAAACUUGCAGAGCUACAAGGUUCUCUGGACUCACUGAAGAAGAGUCUCGCCAGGAAUUCGAAUUCGGUGAAGAGCCUACAGAAAGAGCUGCAGGCUUCUCGACUUGAGUCGGAACAAGUUGGAAGCGACCUUUCCGCUGCCGAAGAACAAAGCGCUGAGUCUGAAAAUACACUCAACGCCCAAAUGGAAGAAAUUAAGUCGCUCAAAAGAGAGCAAGCUCGGAUCAAGGACGCCUAUGACAUUGCCCAGGCACAGCUUGAAGACGAAAGAGCUAAGCUUACGGGUUUCGAUGAAGAAUUGCGAGAGCUUGAGCAGACGAUGCAAGCCAAGAACUCGCAGAUCACCGAAGAGGGUCUUGAGCUACAGAAGCUCGGCCAUCAGCUUGAGAAGUUGCAGAAGGACCAACAGGCUGCGGCCCAGACCGUUGCUCAUAUGGAAGAAGAACACGAGUGGAUCGAAGAUGAAAAAGACAAUUUUGGACGUUCCAAUACUGCCUACGACUUUAAGAAUCAGAACAUUGCAGAAUGCAAGUCCACCCUGCGGAAUCUUACGGAACGUUUCCAGGGAAUGAAGAAAAAGAUCAACCCCAAGGUCAUGAAUAUGAUUGACAGCGUGGAGAAGAAAGAGGCUGCCCUGAAAAACAUGAUGAAGACUGUGAUCCGUGAUAAGCGUAAGAUCGAGGAGACCAUUCUGAAUCUGAACGAAUACAAGAAGGAGGCUCUUCACAAAACCUGGACUAAGGUUAAUAGCGACUUUGGUCAGAUUUUUGCAAUGCUUCUUCCCGGCAGUUUCGCUAAGCUAGACCCUCCGGAGGGCAAGGAUAUCACGGAUGGUCUGGAGGUUAAGGUGUCCCUGGGCAAGGUUUGGAAACAGAGUCUAACAGAACUGAGUGGUGGACAACGGUCUCUCAUCGCUCUCUCCCUGAUUAUGGCGCUCCUGCAAUUCAAACCCGCCCCGAUGUAUAUUCUAGACGAAGUCGACGCCGCCCUAGAUCUGUCCCAUACCCAGAACAUCGGUCGCUUGAUCAAGACGCGCUUUAAGGGAUCUCAGUUCAUCGUUGUGUCCCUGAAGGACGGCAUGUUCCAGAAUGCCAACCGUAUCUUCAAGACGAGAUUCAGCGAAGGAACCAGCGUCGUUCAAGCUCUGACUCCUGCGGACAUGAAGUAAUUCUCUUAUGAUUAGAAUUUGUUGUGGAUCGCAUAUAGUACGGUCUUUUCUUUUUCCUGGUUGGGUAUUGUGGGAUAGGAGCGCAUUCUGUGGCAGGUUUUUGGCCGAGUUUUGGAGACGGUGUUUAUUAUUUAUUCAUCAUUUUCCCCCGAGAUGAUUUGGAGAAUUUCAUUAAUAUAUUUUUUCCUUCUUCUUCC